GGAAGCCGGCAUGGAUAUAUACAACUAUAUCAAUUUGCACAACAAGCGACUUUCACGCGAGAGACUACAUUUUGAUUCAUGAUAUUUUAACCAGCUUGUGCAAGACAUGAAUCUUUAAGUAAAGAUUGUACAUUUGUGUAAGAAACAUGGCAUUAAUUUGUAGUGUUUCUCAGAUGUUCUGUAUUCUUUUGGCAUUGCCACUUGGGUCGGUCUUAACAAAGGACUUUAAAGCGUUAUGCACAACAUGCAGACAAAUAACCCAAAAUUUUGACAAGGGGUUGGAAAAAACCGUAAAGCAAAAUUUUGGUGGUGGAAACACAGCAUGGGAAGAAAGAAAACUCUCUAAAUACGAAUCAAGUGAGAUUCGGCUAAUGGAGAUACUGGAGGGCUUGUGUGACAGUAGCAGUUUUGAGUGCAACAGCAUGGUCGAAGAACACGAAGAACACUUCGAGACCUGGUGGUUUAAGAGGAAAGCAAAACACCCAGAUCUGUUUAAAUGGUUUUGUAUUGACACAAAUAAAAUGUGUUGCCCUAAAGGCUCCUUCGGCCCUGACUGCAACACUUGCAUUGGAGGAUUGGAACGACCAUGUCAUGGUAAUGGAAAAUGUGAUGGAGAUGGAACUAGGGAUGGAAAUGGGAGGUGCAGUUGUGAUAAGGGUUAUGAAGGAGAGUUUUGUUUGGACUGCAGUGAUGGAUUUUUUAGUGAACUGAGAAAUGAUACCUUCUCCCUGUGCAAAGAGUGUCAUGAGUCUUGUGUUGGCUGCUUUGGAGGUACCAGAAAUGAUUGUAAGGAUUGUAGCAAGGGAUGGGAGAAGGAUCAAGAAGGUGCAUGUAUUGACAUCAAUGAAUGUUCGAAAGAUCCACUGCCAUGUAAGGAUGAUCAAUACUGCCUGAACACAGACGGUUCUUUUUCAUGUAAAGCCUGUAAUACCAAGUGCUCUGGCUGUAUAGGACCUGGUGCUGAUAGCUGCCUCACAUGUGCUGUCGGCUAUAAGGAUGAGGGAGGCACCUGCACAGAUGUGAAUGAAUGCGAGCAAUCAGAGGCAGUAUGUAUUAAAGAACACCAGGAGUGUUUUAACACAGAUGGAAGCUUUACGUGCCAAUGCACAACUGGUUUUCAAGAGCAAGAUGGUGUGUGUGUGAAACAGCAAGAACAAGCAGAAGAAAAUCCGGACGUGCCUGCAAUUAAUUCUGAAGAUUCCCAAACUCCUGAUUCACCAGAAAAACGCGAGGAUCUCUGACACUGGUUUGGAUGCAAAAAACUAUCACCAGGGGGCAACGUUUAAGAGCACUAGUAUCUGCAGCUGUAGAUCAGACCUCUAAUAAAAUUUAGAAUAAUUGGGACUUACAGUUCAUGCUCCACAACCUGUACUCUGUGAUUUAGUAACUCAUAUGUUUGGGUUGGAUGUGUGUGUGUGUUUUCUUUUUAAUAAAGUCAAACUAAAAGAG
Messenger RNA from Triplophysa dalaica, 1449 nucleotides. It is a transcript of the gene creld2, whose product is annotated as cysteine-rich with EGF-like domains 2. The transcript is spliced from 10 exons. The record is from RefSeq and is a predicted model, not a curated record. NCBI's taxonomy places the organism in Eukaryota, Metazoa, Chordata, Actinopteri, Cypriniformes, Nemacheilidae. The coding region runs from base 147 to 1241 and encodes 364 amino acids. Gene Ontology annotation, molecular function: calcium ion binding.